Sphaeramia orbicularis (orbiculate cardinalfish) is the source of this 3897-nucleotide messenger RNA. RefSeq names its product ring finger protein 216 (gene rnf216). Bases 120 to 3551 code for a protein of 1143 amino acids. The transcript is spliced from 17 exons. The record is from RefSeq and is a predicted model, not a curated record. Lineage: Eukaryota; Metazoa; Chordata; Actinopteri; Kurtiformes; Apogonidae. Gene Ontology annotation, molecular function: zinc ion binding.
UUACGCGUUACGUUGUAGCUGUUCUUGUUUUGGCAGUUUGUUUCGAUAUUCACGGAUUGUCAGUCCAACAAGAAGACGUUUUGUCUUGAUUGUCCAACACGAAGCUGAGAUGGUGUUGAAUGUGCAGUGACUGUAGUGUGUGGGCUGACUUCAGCAGCUGGAAAGUGUUUGUAUCAAAAAUGGCAGAUGGAGGCAGUGAUGAUGAAGUCAUUCACCUGGCAAGCUUCAAUGUCCACCGCAGCCAAGGCUCCCAUGCCCGUCAAAGGGAGCUCAUCACCAUUUCUGAUGAUUCAGAUGAGGAGCCUGUGACUUUGGUGCCAGGCAGUCCUGUUUUAGUCCCAGAUGAUGCUGAUGAUGACGAUGUUAGCAUACUGGAGCCACUAACACCUGCACGCAGACAUAUAAUUCGCCCAGCAGCGAAAUGGAGUGGGGCCUUAAACCUAAUUCAAGUUAGUGGUCAAAGUAGCUCAACUUCAGUUGAUCCUACAACUGAACCCAGCUACGCCCCCUCUACCUCCAGAGAUGCCAACGCAGACUUGUCACUUUUAAGACAGGUCAUGCAACCACAGACACCAGUACAAUCUGACACAUCUGGUCACACACAGCCUCAGCCUGGCUCAUCUACAGCUACACUGUCUCAGCCAAAACUCAGCACAAAGUCACUACAACAGCAUGGUACAUUAGCACAUACAAAAGUGGAGACUCAAGUUGAUUCUUCUUCUGAAACUCCAUCUACCUCCAUAAAUGCCAAGGCUAAUGCCAUAACAUCAAGAACAUCUGUACAAGUUCAUCUUCAGCCUGGAACUUCUGGACACACACAGCUAUACGCUGACUCCUCGGCACAAACGGUGAUGGAGCCCCAGGCGAGUACCUCCACCAGUGCCAUGCUCUCCUCUUGUGCAAACACUGUGUCAAGUACUUGCUCUACAAAAACACAGAAACAGACUAAUCCAAGUACACAUACACAAGACAACCCUCAGGCCAGUACAUCAUCUGUACAUGCUCAUGCACAGUCUCCUAUAGAUACACAGCCACAACCUGGGACAUCAACACAGAACCAGCCAUCUAAUACCACAACAGUACCACCCCUUCAGCAACCCCGCCUCUUCCAGGUCAAAGAUGUGAAGCUAGUUGUCCUUCCCCAGCAGCCAAACAUACAGACUCCUGCUCUAAUAACCCAGCCCCAGGUGCAGAUCCAGCCCCAGGGCCUGCUGAAGCCUUUGUCAGUCAAAUUCAUCCAAUCAGGCAAUCUCAUUCAAAUUGAGCCACAGGCCUUGGCUCAUGCACCUGCCAAAGCCCCAGUCCAGGCCCCCAAAGCCCCUCAGGUGAUACCAGUGAUACCCCCUGCAGUGCUAAUAGCUGCUGCCCCAGAAAGACUAGGACCUCCAGAGGCAGGUCAUCGGAUCAUCCUCGGGAGCCAGGCACCUGGAGGGGCUGUUCCCAAUUCUCAGCUCCAGGCCCAUAAUAACUUCAACAUCAUAGUGCGUAAUGCAAACGCUAACCCCCCUGCUCCACCAGCUCCCACAGCUUCUGUCCCCAAUGACAGAGAUGAGGCUCGUCUGUUUCCGGCCCUGAAUCCAGAGAGGGCUGUGCCAGGCCUUGGUCUUGUUGCAGUCCCUCCUGUACCAGAAGACAUUCCUCAAAUAGAGGAUGCAAGACCUGGCCCCUCUGCACCACGAGAGAAGCCCGAGCAGCAGCCCCACACCAGAUCCCUCAUCACUGGUGUUUUGGAUCUAUUCCCAGAUGUCCAAGAAGCCUAUGUAGCAGAACUGAUCCAAAAGAAAAAUGUGAAAGACUUGAAUGUUAUCUGUAACCUGCUGUUGGAGAAUCCCGAGUAUCCAAGGAGGGAGACUGCUGCAGCCUCAGCAGCUCCCACCAGCAUCCUACUGGAGUCUGGAGACACCCAGAUAGAGGUGACUGAGGACUUGUUCGACUACGCCAAGCUGGGCACUGUGGGGCCCGAGGCAGUGAUGCAAGCUGCAGACUUACUUAUGGCUGAUUUCAGGAUGCUCAGCUGUCAGGACAUAAAAUGGGCCCUCAACGCCUUGAAGGGACACUAUGCAAUCACACGCAAGGCCUUAUGUGAAGCUCUGAAGAAGUGGCAAGAUUCAGGAGACCCCUCAGGAAAGAGAAGGCGGAGCAGAACCUCCUCUGAACGCUGCUAUGUCGAUUUCCAUUUUGAGCAUGGUUCAGUGAAGUUUGAGAAGAGGAUGUACUUCUUGGAGAAUGACCGUCGCUACUGCAGGACGUACAGCAAUCUGGAGGCUUCUGUGCAGAAAGAGCUUUCAUUCUAUCAGCAGAAGGCCAAGGAAUGGGCAGAGCAUGAAGACUUCCUACUGGCCCUCCAGGUCAACGAAGAUGAAUAUAAGAAGGAUGGGCAGCUGAUUGAGUGUGGCUGCUGCUUUGGGGAGUUUGCGUUUGAGAAGAUGACCCAGUGUUCAGACGGUCACCUGUUCUGUAAAGAGUGCCUGGUUAAAUAUGCUCAGGAGGCAGUAUUUGGCUCUGGAAAGUCGGAGCUGAGCUGCAUGGAGGGGGGCUGCCCGUGCUCAUAUCCAGUGUGUGAGCUGGAGAAGGUCCUGCCGGAGAACAUUCUGUGUAAAUAUUAUGAGAGGCAGGCGGAGGAGGCGGUGGCUGCUACCUGCGCCGAUGAACUAGUGAGGUGUCCGUUUUGUAACUUCCCAGCCUUAUUGGACAAAGACAUGUCUCUGUUUAGCUGUCCCAACCCACGAUGCCGCAAGGAAAGCUGCAGAAAGUGCCAUGUCCAGUGGAAGCAGCAUGUGGGGAAGACAUGUGAACAGGUCCUGGAAAGGGAUGAGAUCCGCAUGAGGGUGCUCUUUGAGGAGCGAAUGACGGCAGCUCGGGUCAGGAAGUGCGUAAAGUGCGGGACGGGCCUGGUCAAGUCGGAGGGCUGCAACCGGAUGUCAUGCCGCUGUGGCAGCUUCAUGUGCUACCUCUGCCGAGAGCCCAUCACCGGCUACAACCACUUCUGCCAGCACGCCCGCUCUCCCGGAGCUCCCUGUCGCCACUGCCGAAAGUGUUCCCUGUGGACCGACCCCACACAAGAUGACGAGCGAAUCAUUCAGGAAAUCCAGAAGGAAGGAGAGGCAGAGCUGAGCAAGAAGAGUGCAGAUAAUUCAGGGAAGAGGGUUGGCCCUCCUCCGGAGUUGAUCUCCGAACCCAAACGGCCACGUGUGGGUCCACCCCCAGAAAACCCACCUAACCCAAACCCCCCAGCCCCUCCCCUUCCUCCUCCUCACCUGCAGGCGGUACAGGCUCCCUUGUUCGUCCCUCCUCGUGCCCGUUACCCUCCGGGUCCACCCCAGGGCAGGAUGUACCACCAGGUGAUUUUACCCCGGCUGCCCCCAGCACCCUACGUGCCCCCCCUGCAGCACUUGCCCCCCUUGAACAAUAACAACAAUAACAACAACCACCCCCAUCACCACCACAACCCUCCUGUCAACCCCAAUCCCCACCAUCACAACCAUAACAUGGACAUGAUGGAUCUGCCCAUGCACUACGGACCCCCACACCGCUACUACAGACGCUUCUAACACACACUGUGAUGAGGGUGUGUGUGCGUGUGUGUGUGAUUGUGUGUGUGUAUGGAUGGAUGUACAUGGACAUUGGGAUGCUUGCACCGUUUUCACUUUUUCCUCGCUCAACUCGGGACGUUAAGAGUGACCACACCCACAUAUUGAAAUGUCCCUUUUUCUUCUAACUAUGUAAAAAGGUCCAGGUUAAAAACUGAGAAUCUGAGGGUUAUUUCUGGUUUAUACAGAUAUUUUUGAGUAAAUAAAAAAACGAUUAGCAUUCCCUUGUGUAUCUUUUGUGUAAUGUGUGAAGCCACACAGUUUUCUAAUAAAGUUUUCUGUUCACAAAGCUUUGAAGUUAAACCAA